CUUCAAGAUGCUUUUCCAACAAUCGAUCAAAAAUACAUAAAUGCCGUAUUAAUUGCAAGCUCAGGCAAUUUGGAUUCAGCCUUUAGCGCUUUGUUAUAUCUAAGCGAUCCCAAUUUCAAAAUUGAUUUGCCCACUCCAAAGAAUCAAUCGCUAAAUUUACCAUCAAAUGAUCAGUUCAAGAAAAUGAAUCAGUUAGAACAAGACGAAUUGUUGGCGAAAAGAUUAGCAAAACAGUUUGAAAUGGAAUCUACUCAAUCAAAUAGAUCUCACCAAUCAAGACAUAAAUCAAGUAAACCCCCAAACCAAAACGAGAGAAAUAAAAAAAAUAAAUCAGAAUACUAUGACGGAGAUUCUGAUUCUGAUGACCCAUUCACCACUUUUAUAGACGAGGACUUGCCUCAGAUCAAAAAAGAAAUCGCAAAGGGUUUUGAAGAAACUAAAUUAAAAGUUAACAAUUGGGUAUCUGAAUUAACUAAAAAAUUCAAUCAAAAUGAAAACGAUAAUAACACUAAU
Molecule: messenger RNA, 513 nt
Organism: Ascoidea rubescens DSM 1968
Lineage: Eukaryota; Fungi; Ascomycota; Saccharomycetes; Ascoideales; Ascoideaceae
Product: ubiquitin-binding protein CUE5
Exons: 2
Biological process (GO): ubiquitin-dependent protein catabolic process
Cellular component (GO): cytoplasm
Molecular function (GO): ubiquitin conjugating enzyme binding; ubiquitin binding
Source: RefSeq, a predicted model, not a curated record